This is a messenger RNA of Corvus hawaiiensis (hawaiian crow), 1246 nucleotides long. It is a transcript of the gene RSPH1, whose product is annotated as radial spoke head component 1. The transcript is spliced from 9 exons. The record is from RefSeq and is a predicted model, not a curated record. Bases 15 to 866 code for a protein of 283 amino acids. Gene Ontology annotation, biological process: axoneme assembly; spermatid development. Lineage: Eukaryota; Metazoa; Chordata; Aves; Passeriformes; Corvidae. Gene Ontology annotation, cellular component: motile cilium; nucleus.
GCGACGCCGCGGCCAUGUCGGACCUGGGCUCUGAGGAGGGCGACGAGUCCGGGGAGGCCGGGGCGGACAUCGGGGAAUAUGAAGGCGAUCGCAAUUCCGAAGGGGAGCGGCAUGGAUUUGGGAAGGCACGGCUGCCCAAUGGUGACACCUACGAAGGGGAAUACAAGCAUGGUUUGAGGAGUGGACAUGGGACCUACAGGUUUAAAAACGGUGCUCUCUACACUGGGGACUACCUUGAAAACAAGAAGCAUGGAAAAGGUGUAUUUUUUUAUCCAGAUGGAUCAAAAUAUGCAGGAGACUGGAUGCAUGACCAGAGACAGGGCUAUGGAGAGUAUCUGUAUGCAAAUGGAGACACUUAUACUGGAGAAUGGGCUGACAACAAGAGGCAUGGGCAAGGCACAUAUGUCUAUAAAGACACAGGAUCUAAGUAUGUUGGAGCUUGGGUAAAUGGAAUCCAGGAAGGACCAGCUGAACUUAUCCACCUAAACCAUAGAUUUAAGGGCAGGUUUCUCAAUGGUAAGCCUUUAGGUCCUGGCAAAUUCAUCUUUGAUAUGGGAUGUGAGCAGCAUGGUGAAUACAUAGAACCAGAGCAGGAAAAAGAGGAGGAAGAAGAGGAUGAACCACCAUUACCUGUUGAACCAAAAUGGAAAGCAUCAGAAAUUACCAAAUUAACACCCUGGUCUCCCCAUGAGGAAGAGCCAGCCCCCAGAGAAGCAGAAGGAGCAGUAACUGAAGAAGAGAAAAUUCCUUCAGUUACAGUCACUGCAGAGGGUGGGGGUCAUGAGCCCUCCAGUGAGGAUUUUAACCCAGCAAGCAAUGGAGGGGAAGGUGAGGGAAGAGAGGAAGAAGUAAACCAAGGUCAGUAGGAUCAAGAAAUUACUGAUUUAGGAGGAUGAACCAGAGGAAACAGAGGAAUUGGGUACAACUAAAGGAAAAGACCCCAAAACUGAAAUUUUGGAAUAGAUGACUUAGUGUGGUAAGCCUGCAAUAUUUUUGUUUGUAAAAGGAUGUGUUAAGAUGCUUUGAAUAAACAUUUCUGUCACUGUUCUGUCUGGAAUGUGUAUCUUUGGACCUUUAUAAUCUCCGAGUCUCACAGCAACUUCCUUUAUUCCAUGUAGCCUGUAAUCAGGUGUUGAAUUCAGUGCUAAAAUGUAUAAAUAGUGAAAAAGUUUUGAUAGUUGCUGUGCUGGCUUUUUAUCUCUGUACCUUCCCUUUCUUGGUAAAUAAAAUCCCUAUGUUGUCCUCA